Molecule: messenger RNA, 822 nt
Organism: Rodentolepis nana
Lineage: Eukaryota; Metazoa; Platyhelminthes; Cestoda; Cyclophyllidea; Hymenolepididae
Source: the annotation of a GenBank genome assembly
UUGUUUUAUUUUAGAAAAUAUGGUGUUCAAGUGAGCACCGUGAAUUGCAAUAAAUAUGACUAUAAAGAUGCUAAUUCAGCAGAUUUAGUUGUCUCUGUUGGGGGUGACGGAACAUUUCUCAGCGCCGCUCUCCGAAUUACAGAUAAAUACAAACCCAUUAUUGGAAUCAACAGCAAUCCUGAUACGUCGCAAGGUAGCCUUUGUCUACCUCGUCAUUGGCACACCAACAUUCCCCUGAUCGUGGAUCGACUAAUGAAGGGCGAUUUCAAGCGUACUUAUCGUCAGCGCAUUCGAUUGAUAUCUUCCACACCAUCCAGUGAACUGAAAAGCCUCGAUGAUGUCACCCCGCUUAUUUUCGAGCCUCAUACACCUCACUCUCGACAUUCAGACGAGACUGCACAAUCCAAAGCCCCGGUUCAAUCUCCCGUCCACCUUCUUCCUUUCCGAUCGCUCAACGACGUCUUCGUCAGCGCCUGCAUGACCUCAAGAGUCUCCCGAUAUGAGGUCUCAAUAGACGACGGCGAACCUAUGACUCAAAAGUCGAGCGGAUUUUUGGUUAGCACUGGGACUGGAUCAUCUUCAUGGCAUCGUAGUCUUCACCAAAUCGAUGAGAACCUUGUUGCGCGGAUUUUGUCUCUGGCUUCAGACAAUAAUCUUUCCAUGGCCUCUAGUCACUUUGAAUUAGCAGCUCUUAUUGCCGAACGUUACAAUAGUAGUCUCCUAUUUCCUCCAGAUUCACAAUAUAUGGCCUUUUCUGUUCGGGAACUAAUUGCCAAUCACGUUUUUAAAUUCGGCUCUCCGAGGGGCUUUGCAAGGAAGUGA